This is a messenger RNA of Penicillium macrosclerotiorum, 801 nucleotides long. RefSeq lists its product as uncharacterized. The transcript has a single exon. The coding region runs from base 1 to 801 and encodes 266 amino acids. Gene Ontology annotation, molecular function: hydrolase activity, acting on halide bonds, in C-halide compounds. The record is from RefSeq and is a predicted model, not a curated record. NCBI's taxonomy places the organism in Eukaryota, Fungi, Ascomycota, Eurotiomycetes, Eurotiales, Aspergillaceae.
AUGUCACAAGUCGAUCUCCCUUCGAUGAUAUUCUUCGAUGUCUUGGGAACAAUUGUGGAAUGGAGAUUUUGCAUCACGAACGAACUGAGUGCCACAGCAGGGCAAGCUCUGCAAGACCAUGAUCGAAAUCUGAGCUCCGCAGUGCGAGCACGUGUCUGUGGAUUGACAACUUCGAGCUGGCAAGGAAUUGCUGAGGAAUGGCAUCAGUCAUAUAUGAACUUCAGCGACACUUACGAUGCAUCUAAACCGUUUGUGUCAGUAGAUGAGUACAAUCGCAUCUCUCUGGAAAGCAUUCUCUCCGAGCACCUUAUCCGGGAUCUAUUCACUGAGGAAGAUCUCGAAAGUUUAACACUCGCUUGGCAUCGACUUGACUCAUACUCCGAUAGUGUGCCGGGCCUUUCGUUGCUUGGCACUAAGUUUUCGACGUCUACAUUAUCCAACGGUAAUAUAAAACUUCUCGAAGAUCUCCAGAAACACAAUUCCUUGCCUUUCAAGUUCAUUAUCAGUGCAGAGAACUUCGGUGCUUACAAGCCAUCGCCAGAGGUCUAUCAAGGUGCAGCGCGCAGAUUCGGCUUAAAGAAUUCAGAAUGUUGUCUAGUUGCAGCCCAUCUUGAGGACUUGCAGGCAGCUAAAAAUUGCGGGUUCCAAACAAUCUAUCUCGAGAGAGAAUUAGAAGAAGCUUGGGAUAGUGGAGACAUUGCACGAGCUAAGAAAGAGGGUUUUGUCGACCUUUGGCUCGGAGUUGGAGGCUCAGGUCUAAUUGAAGUUGCUCGGUAUUUUGGCAUAGACAGUUGUUCUUGA